AAGGAUCGCUCGGUGUGGACUCUGAGUUGAGUUCGUUUGGCGAUUUGUCUGGGGCAUCGUAAUAAGCUCGGUCAUUUUGGCUUACUCACGCUCAUGAAGCGGAUUCAUCUUCACUCUGGUUCUACAAACUCCAGGGCCUGGAACCAUUCGCAAUCAUGUCGCUGAUACAGAAUGCCAUCUUGGUGGCCGUUACAGCAUGCCUUGUUGCCUUCCUGCCAGGGUAUUUCCAGAAGGUACCACCCAUAGUCAUCCAUGGAGAGGUUGCCAAGGGGUUUGAACCCGUUCUCGCGAAGUUCAGAGAGAAUUUUGAAAAUGGUGCAGACUCCCGAUACGGAGGAUCAGCAUUGGCCGUGUAUCAUAAAGGCAAGAAGAUCAUAGACAUCUGGGGAGGAUUUGCCGAUGUAGAGAGCAACAUAGAAUGGCGUCAAGACACAACGACGGUUGUUUUCUCUGCGACUAAAGGUAUAGCAUCAAUCUGCAUCGCCAUGUUGGUGGACAGGGGUCUCUUGGACUAUGAUAAACCAGUAUCUCUAUACUGGCCAGAGUUUGCACAGAAGGGCAAGGGCAAAGUGACCGUCAGACAACUCAUGGAACAUAUGGCCGGCCUGACCCUCAUGGCUCCACCGGGGAUGACCAUCGACACCCUGCAGGAUGUAGCACGAGGGGGAGAACUGAUGGCAGCAGCUGAGCCUCAGUGGGAAAUAGACGGGAAGAAACAUGGUUACCACGCCCUAACUUUCGGCCCGCUCACCAACGAGCUCCUGCGUCGAGUCGACCCGCAACACCGCACCAUGGGGCAAUUCUUUGCAGAAGAGAUCGCAGAACCUUUUGGAGUGGACUUCCACAUUGGACUGCCAUUUGAUCAGAAUUAUCGAGUAGCUAGAUUGAUUGAAGGAAAGAUUGGUCGGCUGUGGGGACUCGACGAUCCUCUCAUUCGCCAGAUGACAUUACAUUUCCUAACGACUCCAUAUUUCAAAAACAUCCAAGAAAACCAAGGGGCAAUCAUGAACACACUGAUGGCCCUAAACAGUCCCUAUCUUCGGGCUGUCGAAGUGCCCUCUGUCAAUGGAAUUGGGACAGCCAGAGCCAUCGCAAAGGUUUACGGAAUUUUAGCGGCCGGUGGCGUCGAUCCAGAAACUAAACUGAAGUUGCUAUCGAAGGAAAGGAUUAAUGCAUUUAUGAACGCCAGCACUGUAACACAGGAUGAAGUGCUAGGAUUUGACUUAUCACAUACUUUAGGGAUGGUCACAACGAAGUAUGUCAUGAACGGUUCGGUUAUGGGAUUCGGUCAUGAGGGUGCAGGCGGUCAGAAAGCAUGGGCAGAUCCGAAGAAUAAGAUCGGUUUUUCGUUCGUCAGCAACGCCCUUUCACCUUACACGCAUAACGGAGAUCACAGGAGUCAAGAAUUGACCGAAAAUCUGUACGAAUGCUUAAGGAAAAAGUAGUAGAUGUGGACAUCUUCUUUGUAAUGCCCUUGUUGAACCUUGUUCAGAUAUGCAGCGGUAAACCGCGGCGUGUUUUUAAAUGAUGACGUCACGUAUAAAACGUUUCACAUUUCUGUAUCUCAUGAAACAGACGUCAGUGAAUGCACAAAGGACCCUUUUUUGCCUGAUUAUCAUUCAUUUAUAUAUGCAUAAAAACCCAGAGGUGGUAUUUGUUAGCCACGGUAAACCGCGUCAUAUCUGAACUGUAGUUUUAUAAAGUAGUUUAACCGGAGUUUAGAAUAUAGCUGCGAACAUGAUACCUGCAAAGUGACCGUUUUAUAUCGCUAUUCAAAUCUAAUUCAAUCUAUUUCCAAUCCAA
Strongylocentrotus purpuratus (purple sea urchin) is the source of this 1803-nucleotide messenger RNA. Its product is annotated as beta-lactamase domain-containing protein 2. NCBI's taxonomy places the organism in Eukaryota, Metazoa, Echinodermata, Echinoidea, Camarodonta, Strongylocentrotidae. The record is from RefSeq and is a predicted model, not a curated record. Bases 156 to 1445 code for a protein of 429 amino acids. The transcript has 8 exons.